AUGGCGACAGUUGGCCUCGCUCGACGCUCCCAUCGAAAGUCAAGAACAGGUUGCUUGCAAUGCAAACAGAGAAAAGUCAAGUGCGAUGAACACAAACCAAGUUGUCGUAACUGUACAAGACGCGAUGUGCGAUGUGCCUUCGCCGAACUUCCACGUCCAAUUCAAUCCAGCCAUGCAGUGCCUACUGUGCCUGCGAGGCUUGAUAUUAUACGCGAAAGUGACAGCCCAGCUACCUCUCUCACAUCUUCAGAUCGCAACCAAGAAUCUGGCUCGCAACUUCCCAUGAAAUCUAGCCAUGCAAGCUUAGACAUCUUUGACAUGGAACUCUUGCAUCAUUAUAUGACGACCACUUCUUAUACCUUGUCUCGGGCCCCGGCUGUCCAAGAAGUCUGGCGUGAUGAGGUCCCUCGUAUUGCAUUCAAUAUGCCGGGUGUAUUGCAUGCCAUGCUAGCCGUCUCGGCCCUACACCUUGCCUGUUCGGAUCCAUCUCGGACAACAAGCUGCAUUGCCCGAGCGCAUUUGCAUCACAACGCCGCAGUCCAGGAUGUGACGCCGAAUGUUCAAUCUCUCGCCUCCGAUAAUAGUGCCGGGUUGUUCAUAUUUUCGUCACUGACCUGCAUAUUUGCAUGCGCCAACGCCCAAUCCACCUUCCUUGUUUUGUUUGAACACGGCCAUCUUUCUGAAUGGGCCCUCCUUUUCCGCGGAGCUAAAACAGUUAUGGACUAUACUAGUCAAGAUUUCCAUGAGGGGCGACUAGGUCCGAUGUUCAUGCACGGUACUAACAUAUCGAUGACUCGCCGAAGCGCCGAAGCACUCCAACAGGGUCAGAUUUAUGUCCGAGAGCUGAAACAAAUGAUCUCCCGUGAGUGUUUGCACGACCUUAAACUCAGUCAUGUGUAUGAAGAGACACUGGAGGGGUUAGCCAGGACAUUAGGCGUGGCUAUGAAACCCAUUGAGGGGCGGAUGCUCCAAACCUCUGAUGUAUUUGCUUGGUUGCUUGAGGUACCAAACACCUACCUUGAACUGCUACGGCAAGAGGCACCUGUCGCAAUCGUCAUCUUUGGAUACUUCUGUGUGGCAUUAUGGAAGAUUGAAUCAAUGUGGUGGAUGAAAGGACUGAGCAGUCGGCUUAUGACACAGUUAAAUUCUGUGUUGAGUGAAGAUUACCGAGGCUGGUUGCAGUGGCCAAAAGAUCAGAUUGGUUGGACUUUGCCCAGAUCCGUAUAA
Penicillium cosmopolitanum is the source of this 1227-nucleotide messenger RNA. Its product is annotated as Zn(II)2Cys6 transcription factor domain-containing protein. Gene Ontology annotation, molecular function: DNA-binding transcription factor activity, RNA polymerase II-specific; zinc ion binding. Bases 1 to 1227 code for a protein of 408 amino acids. The transcript is spliced from 2 exons. The record is from RefSeq and is a predicted model, not a curated record. Lineage: Eukaryota; Fungi; Ascomycota; Eurotiomycetes; Eurotiales; Aspergillaceae. Gene Ontology annotation, biological process: regulation of transcription by RNA polymerase II.